Knipowitschia caucasica is the source of this 744-nucleotide messenger RNA. NCBI's taxonomy places the organism in Eukaryota, Metazoa, Chordata, Actinopteri, Gobiiformes, Gobiidae. The record is from the annotation of a GenBank genome assembly.
AUGAGUGUGUCCAGGAGAGGAGGACUCCACACACACACACUCAGGCUGCGUGAAGAGAGAAGGUCCCGGGACAAGGUGAAAAAGCCUCAUUCUUCUCCAUCCCCAACUUUCAUCAUGACCAUCAGCCAGAGGGCCUCACCCGCACGCAGCUCCAUUCGCGCGCCUAAGUUCUUAGACAAGUCCAGCGGGUUCUACGGCCGCCUAGAUGAAGUUGAGCUCACGGCGGCACUAGACCUGAAGCCGAAGCCGUCCCACGCAGCAGCUGCAGAGGACGGGGAGGUGUUCACGGAGGACGACGGGCAGAUGUUACUGAGGAGGAAGGCCAGCCGACGCAGCAGCAGGUGGAGGAGUCUGCGGAGGAAGGACGAUAAAGAAGAGAAGAGCCCAGGGGCCGGAGAGGAUAUCCAGGUGGUCCUCCAGGCGCAGCUGCAGACGGAGCCUAGCCUGGUGCAUUUCCCAGUCCCAGAGGAGGCUGACGACCGCGUGCUCAUCAGGGACACAGCUCAACAGGAGCAGCAGGAGGACCAGGAGGAGUGGAGGCACAGGAGGGAGCAGCAAGACGGCAUCAAAGCUCUGAAGAGGAAGAGCGGCAAGCACUACGGCAAGGCUCUGGAUCGGGCGUUUCGGCGUGGUUGGGAAGCAUUCAUUACUAACUUGUACAGCGUCACGCUCACCCCCUCCUCCCCCACACCUGAGAAGAGACAGCCCAACAGCAGCAACAUAGUCAUAGCAGAGAUGCACUGA